This is a messenger RNA of Aphidius gifuensis, 1209 nucleotides long. RefSeq names its product peptide transporter family 1-like. NCBI's taxonomy places the organism in Eukaryota, Metazoa, Arthropoda, Insecta, Hymenoptera, Braconidae. Gene Ontology annotation, molecular function: dipeptide transmembrane transporter activity. The transcript is spliced from 2 exons. The record is from RefSeq and is a predicted model, not a curated record. The coding region runs from base 1 to 1209 and encodes 402 amino acids. Gene Ontology annotation, cellular component: membrane. Gene Ontology annotation, biological process: transmembrane transport.
AUGUUAAUAAGUGACAUUAAAGCAGCACUAAAAGUACUCGUUCUUUUUGUACCUUUGCCAAUGUUUUGGGCAUUGUAUGAUCAACAAGGUUCAACAUGGACAGAAAUGGCAAAUUACAUGGACUGUCAAAUUGGAAGUUUUCGUCUUGGUGCUGAUCAAAUGCAAAUAAUGGAUCCAAUACUGCUAGUUUGUUUUAUUGCAAUUUUUCAAACAUUUAUCUAUCCAAUGUUUGCUAAAGUUCGUCUUCUUGAUACACCACUUAAAAAAAUGACAACAGGUGGAUUUUUAGCAGCUGUUGCAUUUUUAAUAUCUGCUGUUGUUCAAUUCCAAUUGGAUACAACUUAUCCAGCUGUUCCAUCAACUGGCUUUGGACAAUUGAGAAUUAAAACAUUCAAUUAUACAGCUAACUUUGAAUCUUGUGGUAAUCCACGUACAUCUUCUGGUAAAGUUGAUGCUAUUGAAGGGCAAGCAUUAUCCUAUGUCAUUGAGCCAAAUAAUUAUUUGUACAAGUAUAAUGACAAUGUUAAGAAAACAAAAAAUAGUAGUCCAGCAAUGCGAGUACUUGUUUAUAAUUCAAAAAAUGAUAGUUCAACAAAUGUAACAAUGUACAAGAAUGGUCGAAGUGUUCAUGACUUUAAAAUAAAUGGCACAUUGGCUGAGACAGCACCAGCACAAGUAUCACAAAUUAAUGAAUUUGAAGCUGGAACAUAUCAGGUUUAUGUAAAUGGCCAAAUGUUAACAAAUGAAAUUAUCAUGAAGACUGGUGGUGUCUACACACUAAUUGUUGAUAUAGCUCAUGAUUCAAAAGAUCCAAGUGCCAAGUUGUUAACAAUAAGACCACCCAAUUCCAUGCAUGUAUUAUGGCUGAUACCACAAUAUAUUAUCCUGGCAAUGGCUGAGGUAUUGUUUGCUGUUACUGGACUUGAAUUUGCAUUUACCCAAGCACCAGGUACCAUGAAAUCGUUGCUACAAGCAUCCUGGGUUUUAACAACAGCCAUUGGAAAUUUGUUAGUGUCAGUAAUAAGUGCAUUUAAAUUAUUUAACAGCAAAGUUUAUGAAGCAUAUUUUUAUGUUGUUCUCAUGGUCAUUGCAAUGUCGGUGUUUACUUUGAUGACACGUUUUUAUGAGUAUGCUGAUUCUGGAAAGAUUGAAGAAACUGAAGAAAUUCAAAGUUCAUCAGAAGCCAAUGAUAAAAAAAAAGUAAAGUAG